UAGUGGUAUAAUCGGUGUUAUCACUUAUAACAAGUGACAUUUAAAAAUAGAACAUCUAAACAAGCACUCGUCACUUCAUCCCAAUUAGUAUUUAUCAAUUUUUUGCGACUAGAAGGUGUAAAAAAUAAGUCUGUCAACCCAAUUUAACCAUGAGUACCAUGACCCGAGACCUCGACAUCAUCCUGUUCGGAGCCACCGGAUUCACAGGUAAACACGCCCUUCCUCUAAUCGCCAAAUUCGCGAAGGCCAAAAACCGCAACCUGACUUGGGGAGUCGCCGGCCGUAACGAGAACAAGCUAAAGGACUUCUUGGAGCAAUGCGAGAAGGACACUGGGACCCCGUUGAGCGACGUCCCGAUAAUCAUCGCCGACGUCCAAGACGACAAAAGCUUAACCGACAUGGCCCGAAAAGCCCGAAUCGUCGUAAACUGUUGUGGUCCUUAUCGCUUUUUCGGCGAACCUGUAGUCAAAGCGUGCGUCGAAGUAGGGACACAUCAUGUGGACAUCGCCGGAGAGCCCGAGUAUGCGGAGAGGAUGCAGUUGAAAUAUAACGACAAAGCUAGAGAGAAGGGGGUCUACAUUGUUAGUAGCUGCGGAUUUGAUAGCAUACCUGCAGAUUUAGGGCUUCUCUUCGUACAAAAGAAGUUUGACGGCACUUUGAACUCAGUUGUUAGCUAUUUGGAGUCGUGGCAGGAAGGACAGGACAUUCCGGGACCGGUGCUUAACUAUGGCACCUGGGAGUCAGCGGUUUAUGGGGCUGCAAACGCUGGACAGUUGAAAGCGCAACGAAGGCAACUUUUUCCGACGAAACUUCCGAGUUUUAAACCAAAAUUACAGCGCAAGGCCCGUCCUCAUAAAAACGACCAUGUGGAAGGCUGGGUGUUGCCUUUCCCUGGUGCUGAUCGCGCGGUCAUGGAACGAUCGCAGCGCCUCUUCUACGAGAAGGACCAAAAAAGGCCCGCUCAAAUCGAGACCUAUUUUAUUAUCAAGUCAUUCUGGAACGUCGUUUUGGUGGCCUUUUUCGGCUCGAUUUUCCAACUUUUGGCGAAGUUCAAGUGCGGAAGAAAUCUUUUAUUGAAAUAUCCCGAAAAAUUCAGCGCCGGAUUAUUCAGCCGGGAGUCUCCGAGUGAAGAAAAAAUCAAAAAUAUGCACUUCAGUGUGACUUUAUUUGGUGAGGGAUGGAAAGGGAAGCUUGUUGAUGGGAAUGAUCAGUACUCCACCCCUCCAGAUAAGCUUAUAAGCGUUAAAGUCAAAGGGAGCAAUCCUGGCUAUGGCGCCACUUGCGUGUCUUUGUUGCUGUCUGCUAUAACCAUCCUCACGGAACCUGAAAAAAUGCCCUCUGAAGGAGGAGUAUACCCACCGGGUUACGCUUUCGCUAAUACCACCCUUAUUGAACAACUAAAUGACAACGGACUCACGUUUGACGUACUUUUUGAGAAGGAUUUGUCGCAUUCUUAACAUUAACAUUUAUUGUACAUUUUAACCAUAUAAAAGGCCCAAUUCUGAAUCAAACCCGUUAAAAUUUAAAGGUUGUUAAAAAAUAAACAGCCAAUCAGAUUUACGGAUUUAACUCGUUACUAUGGAAAUUUGCAAUUUAACAUCCUUUAAAUUUAACAACUUUGAUUCAGAAUUGCCCCUAAUGUCAAAUAAAAUAUGUUUAGUUUUAUAUUUAAA
Zophobas morio is the source of this 1673-nucleotide messenger RNA. RefSeq names its product saccharopine dehydrogenase-like oxidoreductase. Gene Ontology annotation, cellular component: lipid droplet; mitochondrion; plasma membrane. NCBI's taxonomy places the organism in Eukaryota, Metazoa, Arthropoda, Insecta, Coleoptera, Tenebrionidae. The record is from RefSeq and is a predicted model, not a curated record. The coding region runs from base 150 to 1457 and encodes 435 amino acids. Gene Ontology annotation, biological process: glycolipid biosynthetic process. The transcript has 5 exons.